This is a messenger RNA of Cuscuta campestris, 1146 nucleotides long. NCBI's taxonomy places the organism in Eukaryota, Viridiplantae, Streptophyta, Magnoliopsida, Solanales, Convolvulaceae. The record is from the annotation of a GenBank genome assembly.
CUCAGCACCCAAUACAAACAAACAAACAAAGACCCCUACCCUACCUCCCUCCCCCCCCUUUUAUUCUCUCAUCUUCUCGAUCUCCCUCCACACUCCCAAUUCCACCACUCUCAAUCAGCCGCGCGGGGUGCAGGGCAAGGCCGCACAUAUGGCGCCGGAACCGCCGUCGACGGUGGCGUGGAUGGUCCUGUACUGCUGCUGCUGGUGGGCGGCGAUGAGCGGAUCGGGCGAGGCGACGUGGUGCGUGGCGAGGAGCGAGGCGAGCGACGCGGCCCUCCAGCGAGCCCUGGACUACGCCUGUGGGGCCGGCGCCGACUGCAUCCCGUUGCAAUCGGACGGCCUGUGCUUCCUCCCCAACACCCUCCUCGCCCACGCUUCCUACGCCUUCAACAGCUACUAUCAGCGCCGGGCCAUGGCUCCCGGCUCCUGCGAUUUCUCCGGCACCGCCAACGUCGCUAAAACUGACCCCAGCUACGGCUCUUGCGUGUACCCAUCAUCUUUAAGUACUGCCGGAGGACUAGUGAAUCCGGGAGGAGGAGGAGGAAUAGUGACUCAGGGAGGAGGAGGAGGAACUGCAAGUGGGACACCUACAACUACAAGCCCUACAACAAUCAUUUACCCACCGCCAACGGGAACUACGAUCUCAAAGCCAGGGGACAGGUUUGGAGGAGGCAAUCUUGGCUCGCCGGAUUCCGGCGGGGCUCAAGAUAUGUUAGCAGUGGGGUCUUUUCUAUUCCUUUUGGUGCAUAUUAUGUAAGGCUUCUAGGAUGAGGGGGAAGGGGAAGGUUGAAAUAGUGAAUUGAAGGCUAGGUUAUUACAGUUUUGCUAGAAAUGGAGAAUUUCUUCUGCUCUUUUAGGUUGGAAUGGCCAAACUAAUUUAGGUGUAAAUUUCCAUUUAUGAAGAAGUAUUUGUAGUCUCUCAAGUAUUUCUUUUUACCACUUGUGGAACCAUUGAAACUUGGUUUUUGGUAACCACAAACCAUUGGCUCUUUGUUUUGUCACUGAAUCUUGUAAUUGGAAAUGGUAAAGGAGUCAAGUCAUGUCAAAUCUAGUGAAUGCUGUGAAGAAUAAUGACUUCUCAAGGGCAACUCCAAUGCUUAAAAAAUGGUGUUUGGCUCUUCAAUGAAUUAAAGCUACAACUGUUGU